AGUGAUGCUGGUCCUCUACAUGUGCCAGCUUGGCCUAAUUCUGAGGACCGAGGCCCAGAUACCAGAAAGUUGCACUGGACAUGACACAUACAGACCUCCGGAAAACUCAGACAUUACUGUGAUCUGUGGCACUAAGUAUAUGGACCUAAGCAUCUACCUUUGCCCGGUGUAUCAAGCUCUUUACAAUGAGUCUCGGAUGGUCCUCAAUAAUGAGUACAACAAAUCUGAGUGUUUUGGGACUGCUGACUGGACUGUUGACCCACCAGCAUUAAAAUUCAGAUUCUCCUUAAGAGAUGGCUCCUGCAACCAUCAAAUGAAGAUAAUCAAUCAAAUUGGUAGUGGAGAGUUUGCAGAUUUCGGCAAUGUCCAGUACGUCAACAUCUCUGGCACAAUUACCUCUGUAGACCCCUCUGCAGGUAGGAUCACCUAUCGCCCGCAGAUCCUGUACAAGUUCUUCUGCCUCUACCCGAUGCAGUAUCUCCUUAACAACACUGAAGUGGGCGUAUCAGGUGUGAGUCUCGCCAUAAGAGACAACAAUGGGACCUUCAUCAGCACACUGAGUAUGCAGCUCUACAAAGAUGAUCAGUACAAAGAGAUUCUUCUCAUACCAAAAAGAGGACUCAACCUGAAGACCAAGAUUUAUGUGGCAGUUAUUGCCACCAAUCUGACUGACAGGUUCAACGUUCUGCUCGACAGAUGCUAUGCAACAACAAGUCCAUAUCCUGUGCUUAACACCUAUUAUGACCUUUUUGUAGGGUGUAACCGUGACGCACAAACUAAGGUGGAGCUCAAUGGGGCGUCUCAGGCGGCACACUUCUCCUUUGAGGCCUUCAGAUUUGUGGAGCACAAAAAUAAGACAGUUUCCACUUUCUACCUGCACUGCAACACCAGACUCUGUGAGGUGUCCUCAUGUAGCAGCUUACUGCCUGACUGUGGCUCUUCCCCCCGACUGGGGAAGAGAAUGGCCCAGUACGUGUCCGACAGCGCUACGAUCACUUCGCCUGCCAUUCUUGUGGGCAACCUGAGCAGUGGUGUGACUGAUGGGCUGACUACCGCAGAUACUCUGUCACACAUUCAGACCGACAAAGAAUACAAGCGUCAAAGUAAGCAAAAGUGGAAAACAAACAAUAUUACCUUAAAGUGAUCAAAUUCACACUUCUGCCAUAGUUAGCUCUACUUAUCUACUCUUUGAAGCUCUUAAUUUU
Molecule: messenger RNA, 1205 nt
Organism: Scatophagus argus
Lineage: Eukaryota; Metazoa; Chordata; Actinopteri; Scatophagidae
Product: zona pellucida-like domain-containing protein 1
Exons: 8
Coding region: 5-1144 (379 amino acids)
Cellular component (GO): cell surface
Source: RefSeq, a predicted model, not a curated record